UUUUGGCGGGAACGCGAGGAGUGAAGUUGUGUGAUUUGUUUUAUUUUUUCUAUUUAGUGUUUCUUCAGGUUUAAAUGUGUAAUAACGGUGGUUUAUUAACAGUUAAAUACAUUUGAAAGUGCACAAAUGUGGGAAAAUGAAACAAAGCCGCUGGACCUAACUUCUCGGGAUCCUUCAAAAAGUCCACUGAAAAAAUCUCAGUAAACGACCACUAUUUUACUGAGAUUAUAUUUCAUCCCAUAUCAUCUCAUCUCAUUUCAUUUAAUUUCAUCCCAGUUGAUUAAUGUCUCAAAUUAAUCAUCUUCAUUUCAUUUCACUUCAUAUUAUCAUCUUCCAUAAAAAUAUCCCAUAUUAUAUCAUCUUUCUUUUCUUUUUUUUGUAUUGCCCUUAUAGGCAGACGAGCAUACGGCUGAUACGGCCUACCUGAUGGUGAGUGGUUACCGUCGCCCAUGGACUUCAGCAAUGCCAGGGGCAAAGCCAAGCCGCUGCCUACCGAAAAUCUCAUCUUAUUUAAUUUCAUGCCAUGUUUCAUAUUAAUCAACUUCAUUUCAUUUCAUAACAUCAUAUUUCAUAAAAUAAAAUAAAAAAAUAUACAAAAAAUUUGGCUGUAUGGUAUGAUGCCUUUGCCUUUCCAUUUGGAAAAAUAAAAGUACUACUGACAGCUCUUCAACUUCUUAGUAAAGAUAGUUUUAUUGUUAUUGCAUAAAUUCCGAAAAGUACAUACAUACUGUAUGUUAUGAUUUAAUUAUUAUGUCUCAGAGUACAGGCGUAGAUUUGUUUAUGAAGCAAUUUAAAUAUUUUAAAUCUAAUAAACCACAACCAUCUCUCAAUAGUGUCAUAUCUGUGGAUAUUACAACUUCAGAGGUGAAACUUUUAGAAUGCAAUACAAAUUAUAAAUGUGAAGACAAUCUUACACAGUGCUUAGGUUUGAUAAACAAAAACAAAUGGAAAACUUACAGUUUUGUUCAGCACCCUGGUUUAAUGUUAAUAAGGAAUCCAUUCACUGGAUCUGGUCAAAGAUAUUGGAUCAAAAGAUGCUUGGAAAGAUAUCCAAAGAAACCGAAUAAAAUAAAUAUUGAUAUAGAAAUUGAUAAUUUAGAUGACUGGUGGAGAGAAUGUCACAAAAGUAUGGAAUGUGAUAAAAAAUUGUUAAAAAAACUUAGGUGGACAACAUUGGGUUAUCAUCACAAUUGGAACACAAAAGCAUAUAGUGAAGAGAACAAGACUCCUUUUCCAGAAGAUUUGUCAGAACUGUCAAGUGUCGUGGCUCAGUAUCUUGGAUUUGCGAAAUUCAGAGCUGAGGCGGCUAUUGUUAAUUACUACCACAAGAAUUCUACACUGUCCGCUCACACUGAUCACUCGGAGGUCAACUUAGAUGCACCAUUAUUUUCAUUUAGUUUUGGCCAAUCUGCUAUAUUUUUAAUAGGGGGCCGGGAGAAGUCCAUCGAACCAUCAGCGAUACUACUAAAAAGUGGAGACAUAGUUGUAAUGUCCAAAGAAGCAAGGUUGUGUUAUCAUGCUGUGCCUAAAAUAUUACCGGAAUACCAUCAACCAUGGAAUUCAGAUCUUUCGGAGCUUGAUUUUAAUAAAAUGCCAUCUUUUAUGUACAUUUCGAAUCCGAAAGAAACAAUUGAAGCAAUGAAUGAAAAUAUAGAAAACGACAAGUGGAGUGAAUUCGAAAAUUACAUCAAGGAAUCCAGAAUUAACAUUAAUGUUAGACAAGUAUUGAAUGAAAAACAGAUUAGUUUGGCCGACGAAUUUUUUUCUUAGAACAAAACAGUUUUUUAUUCCGUCGUCCAUUCUUAUUCUAAAAAUAUUAUUUUAAAGUCCCUAUGUGUUUUGCAAGGCCAUUCUUGCUUCCGAGGUUCCUUUGUUAUGACUGCAAAAUGAAAAAACAAAUUAUUUUUGACCAUUUCUACAGCGUUAUAAUAAAAAUAUCAUAUUUUUGCUAA
Molecule: messenger RNA, 1952 nt
Organism: Bombyx mori (domestic silkworm)
Lineage: Eukaryota; Metazoa; Arthropoda; Insecta; Lepidoptera; Bombycidae
Gene: AlkB
Product: nucleic acid dioxygenase ALKBH1
Exons: 4
Coding region: 751-1770 (339 amino acids)
Biological process (GO): oxidative RNA demethylation
Cellular component (GO): cytoplasm; nucleus
Molecular function (GO): ferrous iron binding; oxidative RNA demethylase activity; broad specificity oxidative DNA demethylase activity
Source: RefSeq, a predicted model, not a curated record